This is a messenger RNA of Diplodia corticola, 927 nucleotides long. RefSeq lists its product as uncharacterized. Lineage: Eukaryota; Fungi; Ascomycota; Dothideomycetes; Botryosphaeriales; Botryosphaeriaceae. The coding region runs from base 1 to 927 and encodes 308 amino acids. The record is from RefSeq and is a predicted model, not a curated record. The transcript has a single exon.
AUGUUUCUACUCAACCGCCUCCUCCCCGGCUCCUCCCAGCCGGCUCCCAGCCCCGAAAACAUCGACACCCACAUCUUCUAUAACCCCCCCGACGCCGACCCGGACUACCAACCCUCCUAUUUCGACGACGUCGACUCGGACCUCGAUGACAUCGAGCUGUUCCCGAGGCAUUCCCUCAUCCGCCCGCCGCCGCCCAUGCGCCUCGCCCUGACCCCGCGCCCGCACGUCUACGGGUACCCGCCGCGCUGCCCACGCGGCGGCGUCCUCGUCCUCGCCAACGCCGCGCCCGCCGACCUCGAGUUCCUCGGCCUGCCCGCCAUCCCGGCCGACGAGAUACCGCCGCUGUCGGGACCGGGCGGAGAGGACGACGAGGAGGCGUUUUGCGAGCGGAUGCGCUUGCUGGGGGCGCAGUGGUGGAAGGAAGGCGAGGCGGAGCUGCGGAGGGCGGAGCUGCUGAGGGCGCGGUCCGCGGACGAGCCCGCCCAGGCCGGGCUGCGGACGGUGGACCUUGUGGCGGUGGGGUUCGAGGGGGUCGUUGGGGCGGGAGGGGCGCUGGAGGAAGGCGGCGUUUGGGCCUAUCGCGAUCGGUGGGCCGAGAGGCAGCAGGAGCGGGAUAGGCGGCGGGAGGAGCGCUGGCGCGAGGACGAACAGCGUGGGCCAUCUGGUGUGGAUCGCGAGGCGCGGAUGACGAAGUGUCGCGAGCGGAGGAGGGAGCGGCGGGAGGAGUUGAGGCGAAUCGCGAGGGUGAGGGCGGCGCGCACGAUGGAGGAGAGGUGUAGGGUUAUUAGAGAGUGUGGAGGCGAGUACUUCGAGACCGUGGACGCAUGGCGGAAGGUUGUGAUGGAAGAGCACGUGAGGGAAGGGGUCAUUGCACCGGAUCGGGAUGUGUUGUUUCAGAAGACGGAUGAUGAUGGGUAUUUCCUUUGA